Molecule: messenger RNA, 843 nt
Organism: Symbiodinium sp. CCMP2592
Lineage: Eukaryota; Dinophyceae; Suessiales; Symbiodiniaceae
Source: the annotation of a GenBank genome assembly
AUGUUGAAAUUGUGGAUUCGUGCUGUCGGCCAAGGGCUUGCAAUAGCAUUUGUACUGGUGGCCGGAGCUUUGGUGUGCAAGGAAAUCGUGGAGAAGACUCGGGGACAUCCCGUCGCGAAGCGUAUCAUCCACGUUUUCCAUGAAUGGCAGUACGAGUCUUUGGAUGCGCCGCAUGCAGCCACCGAAGCGUUGUCAGCUUGGAUGUACAGUUGGCGGCGUGCCGGAUGGCACAUCCGUGUUCUAACAACUUUUGAAGCUCAGCACACGGAACUGUACAAGGCCAUGUUGGAAGCUUUGUCGCAGGCGCGUGUGGCGCAUCGCAGCAGAGAGACUGCAUGUUACUUGCGCUACGCAGCAAUGGCAGCUGUUGGUGGUGGUUGGUUGGCCGAUCUCGAUACCGUGCCCACUUACCUCACCCCUGGCCAGGAGAUAUCCAACAAUGGUGACUUCACUAUUUACCAACAUGAUUCAAGCUCGCUCAUGUCCGGUACCAAGAUGGAGUAUGAAAGGAUUGUUGUGCAGAUGAUAGAAGCACUGAAAGCCAAGCCGAAAAAAGCAGUGACACAGAGUCCAGACGUUUGUACCGACGGCCUCGUGUUGAAGGCCAUGGCAACGAACGGUUUGAUUUCGACGGUACCGCGAGUAAUUCCAGCGAGUUCCUGGUCAGAGCAAGGACCAUGCAGAAAUCUGACGGAUCCAGGUCAUUUAGCGGUUCAGUUCUCGCAAAGCUCUAUAGAGACCCUUGGAUAUCGAGUAGAUGCUCGCGGUGUUUUGAUCAACCGCACGAUGAACCUUUUCUGGAAGUGCCGGCAGGCCAUGCUGGAGCCGAGCUUGCACGCCUAG